AGAAGAUCUUCGAGGUACAAUUCGAUAUAUUUAUGCUUUCAAACACAGACCUCCAACGACAUUGCCUUGCCUCAAGAUUCCUCGUUCAGUUUGAACCAAAUCCCUGAUGCAAUAUGAGCCAAAACACCCCCACAACAGUGAAAAUGUCGAAUUCUGUGGAGAAAGAGUUGGCGGUGAAGACGUUUGGCAAAACAGGAGAGCAGGAACAUCAUCAUGGUAUAUCAAAUCAAUCAUACACGGAGCCAGGAGCCCGGCCGGACCCAGUAAUACCAUACACAGUCUUCACAAAAUGCGAACGACUCGUUAUAACAUACUUAAUCGGCUGCAGCAUGUUCUUCUCCCCAUUCACCGCAAACAUAUACUUCCCGUGCCUCAAACAGCUAGCUCAAGCCGUUCAUGUCGACUCCAGCCGCAUCAAUCUCACCAUCACCACGUAUCUCAUCGUGCAAGGAAUCGCCCCUGCGUUCUGUGGCGAUUUAGCAGACAAUCUGGGCCGCCGUCCGGUGUACCUUUUCACGUUUAGUAUCUACGUGGCAGCGAAUCUAGCAUUGGCGCUACAGAGGCACUAUGCUGCACUUAUGGUCCUGCGAAGCCUGCAAAGCUUAGGAUGCUCCGCAACUGUCGCUAUAAGCUACGGCGUCAUCGCAGACGUGGCCACACCUGCAACACGGGGCAGUAUGCUGGGUCCGGCAAUGAUAGCGACCAAUCUGGGUCCAACUCUUGGGCCAUUGAUUGGCGGGGUCGUGGUUGCUGAAGCUGGGUGGAAAUGGGUGUUUUGGUUGUUGGUGAUGGUUGGAGCAGUCUUUCUUGCCGUUCUCGCGACAGUGUUCCCAGAGACUGGACGAAGUGUCGUUGGCAAUGGAAGUAUUGCUGCGCCAGCUUGGAAUCGGCCCCUGGUACAGACACGUACACAGCGGAAGAGGCAUGAGGCAGUCGAUGUGACCGUGCCAGGACAACCUCAAUUUGUGGCGCCGAACCCCUUUAAGGCUCUUUUGGUUUGUUUCCAUAAGGAUACAUCUGUCGUACUCACCAUUAGUGCAGUAUCAUAUGCCGUCUACUAUUGUGUCCAGGCUUCCAUACCUGAGAUCUAUACGGACCUUUAUGGCUUGAGUGAACUUGAAGUAGGGCUUUGCUACUUACCCAUAGGAGCGGGUGUAAUAGUAGGCGGUCUUGUUAACGGAAAGCUGUUGGACUGGAACUACAGAGUAGUUGCUAAAGAGAAUAGCAUUGUCAUCGACAAAGUGGUAGGUGACAACAUGUCAACAUUCCCAAUCGAGAAUGCUCGUUCUCGAAUGUCGUGGCUGCUCAUUCCUUUCUCGACGGUCAUCUUAGUGGCUUAUGCUUGGGUUCUCGAAGAGAGGGUUCAUAUCAGUGCUGCUUUAGUACUGUUGUUUCUGCAUGGGUUUGUCGCGACAUGUUUAUGCCAGGUAAUCGGUGUCGCGUGAGUUCCAGAGUUCUGCUAAGCAUAAAGUUCAGACGCACAACACUCUUAUAGUGGACAUAUGUCCUGAAUAUGCUAGCACAGCGGCAGCAGCAGGAAAUAUUACACGCUGUGGGCUUUCCGCUGCUGUGGUAGCCGGCAUGCAGCCUCUCUUGAAUAGUAUAGGUACAGGGUAUUUCUUCACAGCUUUGGCUAUCAGCUCCGGACUGUUGAGUGUGGUCAUGACCUUUAUCCUGCGAUGGAAAGGGAUGAAUUGGCGGAAUGCAAGGCAGACCCGUAAGACAGUAGACAACGUGGCACGGCAGAUAAUCAAUGAAUAGGAUCUGCCAAGACUACCUAAACAAAUCUGGCCAUUGAUUCUUGACGGCAGUAAGUAAAUUUCUCACGCACCAGCUGCAGGUUGGCUGUUGCUCGCCACA
Molecule: messenger RNA, 1860 nt
Organism: Pseudovirgaria hyperparasitica
Lineage: Eukaryota; Fungi; Ascomycota; Dothideomycetes; Acrospermales; Acrospermaceae
Product: MFS general substrate transporter
Exons: 1
Coding region: 114-1445 (443 amino acids)
Biological process (GO): transmembrane transport
Molecular function (GO): transmembrane transporter activity
Source: RefSeq, a predicted model, not a curated record